AAGGAACACGGCUGUCAAUGCACAGGUGUUAUUUUCCUGUGAUACAUUUCCUAUAUGCAUUUCAUAUGACAAAUUCAUAUUUAUUACUUGACUGACUGAAAUGAAACGUGUUUUAACUACAUUAUUGUCAGCAGUAACCAAACAUGACUUAUUUUUCUUGUUUUUCCCCUUUUCUUAAUCAUUAUUAUUACUUCAUUUUGUUCUGACACAUAGUUCUGAGCUAAGCUGAACAGCAAGUCACCACUUCCUCCUCUCUGUGCCUCCUCCACAAGCACAAAUAAAACAAGCAGAGAAAAACAUGAAGCUCAGUCUCUGUGUUGUGGUCGUCAUGUUUCAUAGAAAUCAAGCAGCUCUGCUCUCCAUUCAGCUCCUAGCUGUGUGUCAUGUCCGUGCAGUGUCAGAUAAUCAUGUACAGGUACAGGUGGUCAGAGGAGACCCCGUCAUCUUCAACUGCAACAUAUCGGCGGGAAACGUAACACAAAUUAACUGGACCAAAGGCAAAUUUCUUUUUGCCCAUAGGAUCUUAGUAAAUUCCACUUUUUCAAAUUUCACCUACCAAAACGUGGCAAUAGACCCUUGCUGUCUUUCAAACCUGACUAUUUUGAAUGCUCAGCAUGAAGACACAGGACUUUACAAAUGUGUAAUGACCUACAAACAUGGUAUAACGACUACUACAUGGAAUUUAACUGUGCUUGAGAAACAUAAAGAAAACCCCCUAUCUAUUCAGCUUUGGAUUUUAAUUUACAUACUUGCACCUGUGAUUGGAUUGCUUCUGUGUGGCAUCACUGCCGCUGUCUGCUACCACAGAAAAGUCAGGAGCCGGUCUCCAGAGGACGACUCAGUCCAGGUCCAGUCGCUUCCUCAGUCAGAAGCAGAGGUGGUGCUGCGCAUUGGAACAGAUGGACGGAUGAAUACAAAGCACAGGAGUCAGUACAUGGAGAGGCUGAACUCAAUCUAUGGACUCUACUGAAAUGACAAGCCAUUCUUGUGAAAAAGGGCACCUGGAGUUUCAAACCCGGUGCUUCAAGUGAGCUGGACAACUGUUUCAGACUUAUUUAACUUUAAUAAAAUCAGUAUCCAUACUUUAUCCAUACUAAGGAACUAUAUUUUUGUAUUGUGUGUUAAAUGUUUAUAGUAUUAUUGUUGUUAUUUUCCUUUAUUUGUGAUAGGUUUAUUAAUGAUAUGGUGUGUUAAAUGUUUAUAGUAUUAUUGUUGUUAUUUUCCUUUAUUUGUGAUAGAUUUAUUAAUGAUAUGGUGUGUUAAAUGUUGAUAUUAUUAUUGUUGUUAUUUUCCUUUAUUUGUGAUAAGUUUAUUAAUUAAAUGUUGAAUUCUGAACAAUGUUUCAUGUGCUGUCAAUCAAAGGAUUAAGGAUUUAUGUGGACACCAAGAUACCAAGUCUUAAUGUCUGCAUAGUCAUGUUUAUGUUACCAGUGAAUCCAUUCAUUUAUUAAUAUUAUUAAAUGAAGAGGUUUGGUUGUAUCAAUAGACUUUUGUGAUAAAAGCAACACAAAAUGACACAAGAGAAGAACAUUUGAAAGUGACUAAAAUGUUGUGGUUCUGAUCAAGAAGUGCUCGUCCAGCUCUUAAACCUUGUUCAGCAGCAAUGUCUCACUCCGUAGUGUAAGUGUCAUCAGCAUCAUGCGCACAUUGUUUUCUUGCAGUUAAAAAUGUCUGCUAUGUAAAUUUUGUAAUUUGGUUUUUGUCAUUGUUCCUAAUAAAAAAAAAAGAAUUUUCAAGCUUGAA
Messenger RNA from Solea senegalensis (Senegalese sole), 1743 nucleotides. RefSeq lists its product as uncharacterized. The transcript has 5 exons. The coding region runs from base 299 to 970 and encodes 223 amino acids. Lineage: Eukaryota; Metazoa; Chordata; Actinopteri; Pleuronectiformes; Soleidae. The record is from RefSeq and is a predicted model, not a curated record.